Molecule: messenger RNA, 447 nt
Organism: Cryptococcus wingfieldii CBS 7118
Lineage: Eukaryota; Fungi; Basidiomycota; Tremellomycetes; Tremellales; Cryptococcaceae
Exons: 4
Coding region: 1-447 (148 amino acids)
Source: RefSeq, a predicted model, not a curated record
AUGACCUUCACUUCUUCCAUCUCCUGCGCCAACUCCUCGUCGCCGUCUUCAUCGCUCGACUCGAGUCUUCCACCUUCAAAGUCUAUGAGGCACAGGCUACCGUCUGUCUGCGCGACGGCAAAUCUGACGCAGCUCAAGAUCGUGUCGAAUCUUGCAGACCUGAGCCGAUGGCUCGGGAAGCCGUCGAACAGCGAUGAGGUCCAUUUCCAUGUACCCAAAUAUCUACUCAUGGCCAGCAGUGCCGUGUUGAAAGAUAUGCUCUCCCUUCCCGCCGGCAAUGAGUCCCAGAACGUCGAACUUUCCGACCGUUUUCUCGAAAACUCUUCGCCGAUUGCGUUCUAUCUUUCCUUGCUGGUUGGAGAGAAUGGGAAGGCUACUUUGGAAAAAAGACAUCAAGGGAAUAUUGUGAAAACAUGUCACGCUGCUAUACUCUUGGCGGUCAAAUGA